GGGAAAAACUCGAAGUCUUACUCUUUUAGAAGCAUACAAAAAAUUUGAAAAAACAAAAAUGACGGGGGGAGGAAAAAGACGCACGGCUUCUCGGCCGAGGACGUGAAGAAGAAGAUGACGAUGAAGAAAGAGCACACAGCAUCAUCGUCCUCCGACCACCACUCCCACCACAACCACCACCGCUACAGCUCUUCCAUCCCAUGCUCUUCUCCAUCAUCCGCCGCUGCCCUCCACCUAUGCUCCAUUCAAUCUCCCCAGUAACACUCGCUUCUGCUCAACCUCGCCCCACCCGCUCUACACUCUCCGCAAUCCAUGGACUUGGCAUCGCUCGAACCCUCGCUCCUCAAUCGAUCCGCAUUCAUCCCCGCCCCGACGCCUACUGUUUGCAAUCGCCAGAUCAAAAUACCCGCGAAGCUCACUUCGUUCAGUCCGCGCAUCUGUCGUCGAUUCGUGGCCGCGAGUUUCGCAAUCAAUCCGCGCAUUUCCGGCAACUUCUUCGGCUCUAGGUUCCGAGAGAAAGAGGUGCUUGUUUUCGGGAAGAACCAGAAUUUACGCGUUACAAAGGAUUGGGAUUCUGAACUCGUUAGGGGUUUAGUGAAGCCUGGGUUUGUUUUAGCGGCGUUGAUUUGCGGGGCGUGGUUUGUUCGGUGCAGGAGAGUGUUGGCUGCGGAGAGUGCGGUGAGUGCAGGGUACGAGGUGUUUGGGCGGAGUGAAUUGUUGUUAAGGAGUGCUUGGCCGAAGCUAGCGCAGCUUCUUCGCGUUUUCAGAGAGCAAGGGUUGGUUUUGGCCGUGCUUUUGGGUCUCUCUGCGUUCUUCUCAAUGGCGGAGACUGCAAUUACCACGCUCUGGCCGUGGAAGGUGCGUGAGUUGGCUGAAAAAGAGCCUGCCGAUGGUGUUUUCAGAAAGCUUCGCAGUGAUGUUACUCGUUUCCUAACUACUAUACUUAUUGGCACCACUGUCGUUAACAUUGGAGCAACUGCAUUAGUCACAGAGGCGGCAACAACAAUAUUUGGUGAAGCUGGUGUCAGUGCGGCAACCGGAGUGAUGACGGUUCUCAUUCUGCUUCUCACUGAAAUCACUCCAAAAAGUAUUGCUGUUCACAAUGCUGCAGAGGUUGCCCGGUUUGUGGUCAGGCCAGUGGCAUGGCUUUCCUUAAUAUUAUAUCCUGUGGGAAGAGUUGUUACAUAUUUAUCAAUGGGAAUGCUUAAAAUGCUUGGUUUGAAAGGAAUAAGUGAACCAUAUGUUACUGAAGAAGAAUUGAAAUUGAUGCUUCGGGGAGCAGAAUUGAGUGGGGCUAUAGAGGAGGAAGAACAGGAUAUGAUUGAAAAUGUGUUGGAGAUGGAAGACACACAUGUUAGAGAGGUGAUGACACCUCUUGUAGAUGUAGUUGCUAUUGAUGCCAGUGCAACACUUACUGACUUGCAUCAAUUGUGGGUGACUCAUCAAUAUUCAAGGGUGCCUGUUUUUGAACAGCGUGUUGAUAAUAUAGUGGGUAUUGCGUAUGCAAUGGAUCUGCUGGAUUAUGUGCAGAGGGGGGAGCUACUAGAAAGUUCUGUUGUGGGAGAUGUGGCUCAUAAGCCUGCCUAUUUUGUGCCCGAUUCAAUGUCGGUUUGGAAUCUUCUUAGAGAGUUUCGCAUCAGGAAGGUUCACAUGGCUGUUGUUCUCAAUGAGUAUGGUGGAACUGUGGGAAUAGUAACCCUGGAAGAUGUGGUUGAAGAAAUUGUUGGUGAAAUCUUUGAUGAAAAUGAUUCAAAGGAGGAGAUUCAAAAAAAAACUGGCUAUGUUGUAAUGCGAGCAGAGGGAAUUUUUGAUGUGGAUGCAAAUACAUCCAUUGAUCAGCUCUCUGAAGAUCUAAAUGUCAAAAUGCCAGAGGGCUAUAAUUGUGAGACAGUUUCAGGUUUUAUUUGUGAGGCAUUUGGGUAUAUCCCAAGAACGGGUGAGAGCAUUAAAGUAGUGCUUGAAAAGGCAAAUGAAGAAGAGAGUAAUGAGUAUGUGGAAACAGAAUCUGAUCAGCGAGAUCAAAGGGAUCGCCAAGAUAGGAGGGAAAAGCAUCAAAUUUUUAAACUUGAGAUAUUAGCUGGAAAUGCAAGGAAGGUGAGUGCUGUCCGGUUUGAACGGAUAAAUCCCAACACUACAAUGGUGGAGACAAAAGAAGUAACUCGCUUAGUUCCUAAAAUCAUGAAAAGGAAAUGGAGCAGUGAUGAUGAUUCAAAUAGGACUCAUGAUGAUGGGGAUUCAUUCCAGAAGGUAUCAGAGGAUGGCCUCAUUGCUGAACAUGAAGAUGAUCAUGACAGUUCCAAUAAACAGUAGUUACAUAACUUAUGUUCUUUCCAUUCUUACAGCACCAAAACAGAGUAAAGGGUUGAAAAACAUAAUAAAACACGAAAACAAGCAGUUACCUAACACUGUAAAAAAUUUUCACAGAUGAAGAGAGGUGUCAACAUCUGAA
Malania oleifera is the source of this 2449-nucleotide messenger RNA. Its product is annotated as putative DUF21 domain-containing protein At3g13070, chloroplastic. Gene Ontology annotation, molecular function: flavin adenine dinucleotide binding. The record is from RefSeq and is a predicted model, not a curated record. NCBI's taxonomy places the organism in Eukaryota, Viridiplantae, Streptophyta, Magnoliopsida, Santalales, Ximeniaceae. The transcript has 14 exons. Bases 313 to 2310 code for a protein of 665 amino acids.